Molecule: messenger RNA, 1063 nt
Organism: Spea bombifrons (plains spadefoot toad)
Lineage: Eukaryota; Metazoa; Chordata; Amphibia; Anura; Pelobatidae
Gene: UBE2G2
Product: ubiquitin conjugating enzyme E2 G2
Exons: 6
Coding region: 72-569 (165 amino acids)
Cellular component (GO): endoplasmic reticulum; cytosol
Source: RefSeq, a predicted model, not a curated record
UUUCUAGGUGACGUGUCCCGGUAGGGACUGUGUACUUCCGUAAACAUACAAUACACGGCCUUUUUUCUGUGAUGGCUGGAACGGCCCUUAAGCGACUGAUGGCUGAGUAUAAACAGCUGACACUGAACCCGCCAGAGGGGAUUGUAGCAGGUCCUAUUAACGAGGAGAAUUUUUUUGAGUGGGAGGCCUUAAUCAUGGGACCUGAAGAUACAUGUUUUGAGUGUGGAGUAUUCCCAGCAAUCCUCAGCUUCCCUUUGGAUUAUCCACUUAGCCCUCCCAAGAUGAGAUUUACAUGUGAAAUGUUUCACCCAAACAUAUACCCAGAUGGAAGAGUCUGCAUCUCCAUUCUGCAUGCCCCAGGGGAUGAUCCAAUGGGAUAUGAGAGCAGUGCAGAGAGGUGGAGCCCUGUGCAGAGUGUGGAGAAGAUACUGCUGUCUGUUGUGAGCAUGUUGGCAGAGCCUAAUGAUGAAAGUGGAGCAAAUGUGGAUGCCUCAAAAAUGUGGAGGGAGGAUCGUGAGCAGUUUAACAAGAUUGCCCGACAAACUGUGCAGAAGUCUUUAGGACUUUAAAAGGACCCAUUGGAAUUGCACAUGGAUGGAGUCUAUACAAUUCUUUUUUUAUGAUUAUCAUACAGAUGCUUGCAAAGGACCUGUGAAUGUGAGGGAUCAUUUAUGUGCUCUAUUACUUUCCUCAAAAUGUGCUGGGAAGUCCGUAAUUGCAGCAGCCAUUGGGAUUACUCCAUUUUUUGCAAGCUGGAUGGAGAAUUCCCCUGGUUCAUCUCAUAGCUUUUGUACAUAUCAAAGCCUAUAGAAAAUAUUGGACCUGUGCAGACACAUCUUGGUCUUUCCUGCUUCCCUCUCAAUAAUUAAAGCAUACAAUGAUAUUCUGUACAAAAAUACAGAUCAAAUGGGAAUGUGGUUGUAUUGUCAAGCACCUGUGGCACUUAAUUAAAAUAAUUAAAUAGUAAAAUUAUUGUUGAGACCUGUUCAAUGACAGAUAAUUGUAUUAUGAAUGGUCAUGUCUUCUUAAUGCUGUCUUUUUAUGAAAGCUGUUACUUUGAGUC